AUGGCGCAACAAAAUGACUCCAAAGUCACAAAUGCGGACGCGCAGUCAGCGUCCGAUCCCGUGAACGCCUCAUCAAGCUCUGAUCCGUCAUCCAAGGAUUCGGGUGCUGAUAUGGCCGCGGGCUACGGCACGCGCUCCCGCAACAGGGGGGGCAAUGCCCGCAUUAACUAUGCUGAAGACAAGGACAUUGAUAUGGAUGUCUAUGACUACUAUGACAAGAAGGACCAAGACGUGCCCAAGAAGUCGUCGCGAAAAUCAGACGUCGCCGCAAAUGGCGACGGUGCGGCACGUGCAGUCGGUUCGCGACGAGGUGCAGCAGAAGAAGCCAGAGCAGUUGGUGCAUCAAAUCAAAAUGGCUCCAAGAGCUCAACACCGAGUGGUGUUGGCGUUGGCGUUGGCGGCGGUGCAUCUCAGGGCGCGCCAACAUCUGGCGCGGCGCAGGGUUCACGGAAACGAAAGGCGACUGCAGUCUCAACGAGAAAAGCAGGGCAGAUGGGACAGCUAGAGGGCACGCCGAUGCCAGAAACCAACAUGCUGACGUUUGAGAAUUGCAACCACCGCCCGGAUGCGAAUGGGUGCAUGGUGGCUGACGAUGGGACAGUGUUGGAACCAAAUGUCGCAGAUCAUGUGUACCUCGUGUGCGAACCGCCCGGGGAACCUUAUUACUUGGGACGCAUAAUGGAAUUUCUACAUGUGCAUGCAAAGGGCGAGUCGAAGCGUGUGGACUCGGUGCGCAUUAACUGGUUCUAUAGACCAAAGGACAUUGGGCGCAAGAACACGGACACGCGGCUGCUCUUUGCGACUAUGCAUUCCGACAUCAGCCCUUUGACGGCCCUGCGCGGAAAAUGUCAGAUCCGGCAUCGCGUGGACAUCGACAACCUGGAAACGUACCGCAGAACACCCGACUGCUUCUGGUACGAAAAGCUGUAUGACCGAUACAUACAGAAGAACUACGACCUUAUCCCCACCUCGACUAUUGUCAACGUGCCCGACAAGGUCAAGAAGGUCCUAGAUGAGCGCUGGAAGUUUGUCUUGGUGGAGCAAGGGCGUGGCAAGGAGCUGACUAGCGCCGUGAAGCUCUGCAAGAGAUGCAGCGGCUACUGCGCAAGUAAUGACUCGGUGGAUUGUGCAGUGUGUCAGAACACGUACCACAUGAACUGUGUUAAACCACCCCUGCUGAAAAAGCCAUCCCGAGGCUUCGCAUGGUCGUGCGCAGCGUGCAGCCGAGCCCAGGAGCGCAAGCUCGAGGCUCGCAACACCCCUAAUGGCACUGACGCUAAUGGCGAUAUUGACGAUGAUGAUGCUCUGGACGACGACGACGACGACAUGCCCGGUAUCAUCACCGACCGCACCACGCCGGCGGACAACGAGGAGCAUCAUCAUGCCACAGCGGAGCAGAUUUAUCAAGCAAGCCUUUGGCCAUGGCGCUACCUAGGCAUGCACUGUAAACCGGAGGAUGCCCUUGAUUACGAUGAUCGAAUCCACCCUCGCGCAAGCACAAGAAUCGGACCCCGACACCAAGCUAAUGUGGGUGUUUGGCCUGGGCGCCCGGUUGAAUAUGUCAAGCCGCUGGAGACGAGAAAGGGUAGGGGAGCCCCCAAAUUAUCCAAAGAAGCUCAAAUUGCUCAGGAGGCCGAGAAGGCGCUUCGGACCAAGCGACCCAAGUGGGUGCAGGAUGAACCACCUGGCUAUCAGGUUCGCGGAGAAGAUUUGGACGAGAACGAUCCAGCCGCCACGUCUACGCGACUUUGGAUGCCGCCACCCUCCGACACCGUCAGUGAUGAUGAUAUUGUCGGCUAUAUGACCAAGGCUCAAGGCAUGGCGAAGAGAUUAAACAUCCCAGAACGAUCCACAAAUCUUCAAGACGUUGCGCUGGAGACAUUAUUCCGCCACGAUUAUGAUCCCGCUGCUGCUCUAAAGACACUUCCAGACAUAAAACGGGACUCAUUCAAGGAGCCGACCCUGACACCGGCCGAGAAUAGGAAGUUUGAGGAGGGAGUAGCCAAGUAUGGGUCAGAGUUGCACCUGGUGAUGAAACAUGUGAAAACAAUGACACCCGGUGCGGUAGUACGGUGGUACUAUACCUGGAAAAAGACCGAGCGGGGCAGACAGAUUUGGGGGUCUUACUCUGGCCGUAAAGGCAAGAAACUGGCCAAGAAGGAAGAAACUGCUGCGUCAAAGGCGGCUGACGAUGUGGCUGACGCUGAUGACGAUUCGGCUUUCGACACUGAAAAGGCUCUUGUUCAGAAGCGCAGCUUUAUCUGCCUGUUUUGUGAGUCACAAGACUGCCGACAAUGGCGUCGAGCACCCGCUAGUCAAGGUCCCCUUAGCGAAAACGGAGGCAGGGCAACCAGCAAGGACAAAGGCAACCAGUCUGUGGUGGCUCUUUGCCGACGUUGUGCUGAGCUGUGGCGUCGAUAUGCUGUUCGAUACGAGCCACCGGAGGACUUGAUUAAGAAAGCUGGCCAAUCUGGAGCCAAGAUUUGGAAGAAGAAGCAGGAGGAGGAGCUUCUCAAAGAGAUUCAGAUUGCGGAAGAUAUGGGCUUAAUGAGUCCGUAUCGUAGCUCCACGCCAGCUGCUUCGGUCAACGGGUUGGAGCCGCCUAGAAAAAAAUUAAAGGGGGCACCAGAGAGAGAUACCGAUGCUGUAGUCUCGGAUGCUGGAAGCAAUACCACAAUCUCACGAAAGAAGGACAAAACCGCGGAAACUACACCUGUCCCCGACUUGCCAAAGCCACGAACUCUUCCCUGCGCCAUUUGCGACCAGAUGGAGCCUCUGGGCGACCAACAUCUCUCCUGCAGAGAGUGUCGCUUGACAGUGCAUCGUCACUGCUACGGUGUCAUGGACAGUCGGAUUCAAGGCAAGUGGAUUUGCGACAUGUGCUCGAAUGACAAAAGCCCACAAGUAUCAAUUCAAUACAAAUGCGUCUUGUGUCCAGUUGAAUACACCGAACAAGACUUCAUUGAGCAGCCCAAGCUCACACACCAUAAGAAGAAGAUGUCCGACAAGGAUCGCGAGCGUGAGAGACUGGAGGUCCAGCAGGCGCGGAAGGCUGCCGAGUUUUAUCGCAAGAGACAGGAAGACCUCAACCGGCCUGUCAACCCUCGAGAGCCACUCAAGCGCACGGCCGAUAACAACUGGGUUCAUGUUACCUGUGCAGUAUGGACGCCUGAGGUAAAGUUCGGUAAUGCCAAGGCGUUGGAACCGUCGGAGGGUAUCCCGUCAAUCCCCCGUGCUAGAUAUGAUGAGGUCUGCCAGGUCUGCAACCAGCAAGGAGGUGCCUGUGUCUCUUGCCACCAAUGCCGGAUACCUUACCACGUGGAGUGUGCUCGCCAGGCAGGCCACCUUCUUGCAUUCGAUAUCACACCUGUGAAGAGUAGCCGUCGCGACCAGUUCAACAUUGUGACGGUAAAGGGAGAGAUUGGAACCAUGUCGGCCGUACUCUGGUGCCAAGACCAUAUUCCCACCAAGACGAUAGCUCACAAGAUGUAUGAUGUCGUCAACGAGUCAGGGCUAAGCGCACUACAACUUUACGUUCAAAAUUACAAGCAGGCAGACCUGGCACUGACGGGCACUGUGCGCAAGGCUAAUCUUAUGAUGGCUGCUGCCAAAAUGUCUGGCCUUCCGGUUGUGCCGAGUGCUCGACGGACAUCGGCUAGUGCAACAACAGCAGCAGCAGCUCCGAAUGGCGCGUCGAGUCAUUCGCGCAACAGAGAACCGAUAGACGCAGCAACGAAUGCUCAACAGCCCGGAGAGAAGGUGUGCAUUACCUGCGGCAUUGAUGUUACACCUAGAUGGUGGCCGAUUGAGAAAACACAGGAACGACAACUCACAAAUGGACAUCAUGGUGCGAUUGGAUUUGAGGCACAGAAGUUUGUCGAGCAACGCAAGUUUCAAUGCCACAAGUGCAAGAAGAACCCCCGAACGCCAAAGUCAUUUGCUGCUGCACGUCCAUCGCCUCCACUAGUUGCAGAGCCUCCCCGACAGCAUUUGGGCGGAUCACAGAGCCAAACACCCGCUCCACCAUCGCUGCGAAGCCCUUCACGAGUACUCUCUGCGGAUUAUCGAGCAGCUCCUUUGCGUCCAGAAAUCCAUUCACUGCUGCAUCACCCAUCAUCCCAUGGUCCGUCAGCACCUGGCCCGUCAGCAGCUCAUGGACCACCACCCGCAGGGCAUCCUGCCACACACUCGCAGGCGCAUUCGCUCGGCUCUCGACCUGGGCCAGUAUCUCAUGGCUAUCCCCAAGUACCGCUCCCAAGGACAACGUACAACGAUUGGGGGAGCCAACACGGCUCGCCGACUCGGCACAUUAAUGGAGGACCGCCACCACCACCACUGCACAAUACUGGACCGCCUCCAGCAUCGGGCCUUACAGCGUUGCGGCCACCAUCUAUGUCGGGGCCGCCCCCGGUGGCCGCAGUCUCUGUUCCACACCAGCGUCCACAUGGCUCCCCGAUAUAUGGGAGCGCAUUGCCGCCCUCACCGCGACGACUAAACGGAACGACCGCAUCGUCUGCCUAUGUGCCCUCAUAUGUGAGCGCUCCUGCCCCGGCGCAUGCAUCGGGACCACGGCAUAGUGCUUCUCCAGGCUUAAGUAACGGCGUAUUACCUCCUCGAUCAGAAGGAUUCUCACAUGGACUACACCCACAACGGCCGUCCUAUACUGGCGGUACACAUGGGAGUCCUCCACUGGCUCGAAGUGGUCUGCCUCCGCCAGGUGGACCACCGCCCGCUGGCCAUGAAUCGGCGCACUCGGCUGGCGGGCUUGGACAUCGACCCCCGGAAAAUAGACCGGCUAGCGGGGCAAGCGCAAGCCCAUCGCUACGGAAUUUGCUUUCGUGA
This is a messenger RNA of Metarhizium robertsii ARSEF 23, 4842 nucleotides long. RefSeq names its product BAH/PHD-containing protein. Gene Ontology annotation, molecular function: ubiquitin-protein transferase activity; chromatin binding. The record is from RefSeq and is a predicted model, not a curated record. Bases 1 to 4842 code for a protein of 1613 amino acids. Gene Ontology annotation, cellular component: Lid2 complex. Gene Ontology annotation, biological process: histone catabolic process. The transcript is spliced from 6 exons. Lineage: Eukaryota; Fungi; Ascomycota; Sordariomycetes; Hypocreales; Clavicipitaceae.